AUGGUUAAGACGCUUCCGGCAGGGCUGUAUGCUCCAUUACCUGUCUUUUUCACUGACGAUGAUAAACUGGAUCUAAACGCAUAUAAAGAGCACGCCAAAUAUGUCGCCGCGGCUGGAGUUUUGCCCGUCGCCUCAGCAAGCAUAGGCGAAGCGGCACACCUGGAUCGUUCUGAACGCAUUGAAGUCAUCAAAGCAUUGCGCGAUGCUCUAGAUGCCAUUGGUUUACACAAAACUCCAAUAGUCGCGGGUGUCGGCGCCACAAGCACCCGUGAAACUAUCCAACUAGCAAAAGACGCGGCUUCUGUAGGGGCAGAUUUCGUCCUUGUAGUUGCACCAGGCUACUAUGCAGGAGUUUUGAAAUCCAACACGGCAGCGAUGCGAAAUUUCUUCGUUGAUGUUGCUGCUGCAUCGCCCGUGCCAGUCAUUAUUUACAACUACCCCGGUGUAGCGGCUGGAAUAGACCUUGACAGCGAUGAUGCUACAGCCAUCUCCAAAGCUGCACCAAAUGUGUGCGGUAUCAUGUUGUCCUGCGGUAAUGUCGGCAAGUUAUCACGCAUUACGACUCUUGUAGACAAAUCGUCUUUUACAACCUUGGCGGGAUUCAUUGACAUUCUUCUCCCGUCCGUGGCUGUUGGAUCUAUGGGGGCUAUUAGCCCGUUGCCGAAUAUUGCACCAAAAUUUUCCACGAAGUUAUGGCGAGCAACCCAAAGCCUUGACACUGCUGCCGAUCGUCAGUCUGCAAGAGAACUCCAGAGUUUAGCCUCGCUUGCAGAGGCGGCUAUACUCAAGAAAGGGUUACCCGGUUUGAAGAGGUUUCUGAGCCAGGAGUAUGGAUAUCCGGCUGCGCCUAGGCUGCCUCUGCCACUAAUGGGGGAUGAGAUAUCUGCUCAGCUGUCUGAAGACAAGCACAUUAAAACUAUCUUGGAGAUGGAGAAGGGUCUGAAGUGA
Messenger RNA from Pochonia chlamydosporia 170, 948 nucleotides. Its product is annotated as aldolase-type TIM barrel. Gene Ontology annotation, molecular function: 4-hydroxy-tetrahydrodipicolinate synthase activity. The transcript is spliced from 8 exons. The coding region runs from base 1 to 948 and encodes 315 amino acids. The record is from RefSeq and is a predicted model, not a curated record. Lineage: Eukaryota; Fungi; Ascomycota; Sordariomycetes; Hypocreales; Clavicipitaceae.